Messenger RNA from Cyanidioschyzon merolae strain 10D, 2511 nucleotides. RefSeq names its product probable ornithine decarboxylase. The record is from RefSeq and is a predicted model, not a curated record. Lineage: Eukaryota; Rhodophyta; Bangiophyceae; Cyanidiales; Cyanidiaceae. The transcript has a single exon. Gene Ontology annotation, molecular function: ornithine decarboxylase activity. Gene Ontology annotation, cellular component: cytoplasm. The coding region runs from base 1 to 2511 and encodes 836 amino acids.
AUGCAAAUAUCUGACUCGCGAGCGAAGUCGCUGCGUAUGCGCUUUUCAGCGGAGCACAGUGGCGACGAAGUGGCCGACGACGGGGUUCCGGCAUCGAGCAUGGUGACAGCUUCGGGAACCAGCGUUGUCGAGUGCCAGAGAGGCAAGCGAACGCCCUGGGCCGAAUCACUUACAGGCAGCUGCGACAGGGACUGCCAAGUGUCGGUCGCGCGCUCGUUGCCAGCGUCGCUGACGCGCGAGUCCUCGGCGCCAGUGCAUGGCACGGCGUAUUCAUUUCGUGGUUAUGGUGUAGAGCACACGCUACCGGUGUCUCCAGGGAGUCGCCGAAAAAGCAAGCUGGGGAGUGGAAUUCAUCGUUCGGUAUCCGAGCAGAUCGCCCAAAGUCUUCGACAGCAAAAUGUUCUCGUACAGAAACUUUUGAGGCGGCGGCAACAGCAGCAACAACAACAACAGCAACUGCUGCAGAUCCUGGAUCCAUCCGAGGAAGAUUUUCUGGAAAGGAUUAUGACGUCGCUGCCCGGCGUUGCCAUUGAUCGUCUGGUGCUCCCAGAGCCGGCACUCUUUCGUGAGCUACAUUCUGCUUUCGAUCCAGAUACGACGGAUGGAAUCGGAGCCAAGCCCCAGCCGGACGGCGACACCUGCUCGGCGCCCGGAACGUCUGCGGUUGCCGGCAAUAGCGAACCCGAUGCCUGGACAGAAGAGGCGGAAAUGAUUAUGCAGUCUGACACGGGCCUGGAAACCGAUUCAGGGCACGACAACCACCGCAUCGGUGGAGACCAUACCAUCUCACCGUCCGCGGCAGCGAUGGCUGCCUAUGCCCGAGCGAUCAUUACCGGGAAACCGACCGCAAGCCAUGCCCAGUACGCGCGUUUGUCUCCGGAUUUGUCGGCAUUUUAUGUGGUUGAUCUGGGACAUGUCGCUCGCCAGUAUUGGCAAUUUCGGCGACUCUUGCCGCGCGUGCGCCCUCACUACGCAGUGAAAUGCAACCCCGAUCGCUGUGUUGUCGCGGUACUGGCGGCUCUAGGAUGCGGCUUCGACUGUGCGUCCCGGACCGAAAUUGAUCUGGUGAUGGAUACCUGCGCAGCGCUGGCGGCGUCGGGCAAGGAGAAAGGAUUCCCGGUCGGCGGUGUAGGGUUCGGCGGCUCAGGGAUUGACCCCCGGCGUAUUGUAUACGCUAACCCGUGUAAGGCACCUCCACAAAUACGCUACGCACUGGAGAAGCACGGUGUGUCCCUAAUGACAUUCGACAACGAACUCGAGUUGUACAAGGUUAGGGACGUCUACUGGGCCGCCUGCAAAGUAGCCGGGAUCGCGAUUGGUCACGCGGGGAGUCAAUUUGGCCCCGUGGCAGACGCGAGCGGAUCGACAGGUGCACCUGGACCGUCGAACGAGCCCAGCAGCAGCAGCAGCUGCAGCAGCACGGCGGCUGGUACGCUGGGAACCGAUAACCAACACAUGAUUCCGGUGCCGCGGAUGCUUCUGCGUAUCGCAACGCAUGAUCAAGACUCCUUGUGCCCCCUGAGCAGCAAGUAUGGAGCGUCGCUGGAGGAUGUGCCGGAGCUGCUACGCGUGGCUCGCGAGCUCGGCGUCCGCGUCGUCGGCGUUGCGUUCCAUGUGGGCAGCGGGGCGCGCUCCUUUGCCGCCUACUAUCAAGCGCUUCAGGAUGCUCGCAAAGUCUUCGAUAUGGCAGAGGUGAUUCUGGGAGAACCGCUCACGAUUCUCGAUAUCGGUGGCGGAUUCCCAGCCCAUGAUGGUGACGCGCCGAUCUCGUUUGCCGAAAUUGCUGCUCGUUUGGGACCGGCCCUGGAGGAGUUGUUUCCGGCCUCCAGCGGUGUCGAUGUGAUCGCCGAGCCAGGCCGCUAUUUUAUCGGUGCAGCACAGAUCUUGGCGACGCAGGUGAUCAGCGCACGUCCCAAGCAUAUCGGUGUCAACGGGAAGGAUACGCCAACGCCAACGCCACUGAAACGCGGUAUGGACUAUUAUAUUGGAGAUGGUAUGUACGGAAGCUUCAAGGAUGCAGCGCUGCUCGGUGUAACGUUCACGCCGAGGUUGCUACUUCCGGAACCCAUUCCACCCUGUGCUACGGAUGCGUCCCUCUUGCAUCCGGUGCGAUGCACGAUAUUCGGGCCGACAUGUGAUUCCCUCGACGUGGUGCGCCGCGACGUCAUCCUGCCGCAACCGCUGCAAAUUGGUGACUGGCUCUGGUGGACUGGCAUGGGUGCCUAUACGCUGAGUCUGGCUGGUGGUUUUAACGGCUUUACGCCUCCGCCCUGCUUCUACGUUUGUGGGAUGAGUCCGAGCAGCUCGUAUGCGCUCGUCUGGGGCCGCAAUUUGGAGGCGGAAUCGGUAACUGCGGAGCUGGUUGCGCUUCGUCGUUUGGCGAAUGCGCAGCGCCAGCGCCGUGCGCGGAUCACCUCUGGGCAGUCUGAAAAAGAGGCAGAAGCGUCAUCGUCGUCGUCGCCGCUGCCCAGCUCUGAAGCGGGUCCAGCGGGAUCAGCGCAUCCGCUCUGA